GAUUUGUUUUUCUUUGCUUGUGGGCAUCAUCAAUUUGGGCUUUGCCUUCCCCAACAGGCCAUUCGAUGGUGUCGGCUUUUAAAGUCAAAGGUCCAAGAAUUAUUAACGGAGAACAAGCCGCAGAAGGUCAGUUUCCAUGGCAAGUUGGUUUGUACAUUGACGGCAUGUGGUUCUGCGGGGGUAGUAUAAUCAGCGAGGAAUGGAUUCUAACUGCUGGACAUUGCGUCGACGGGGCUCGGUCCGCUGAAGUCAUAACUGGAUCCACUGACAUACAAUCCGGUGAAUCUUCAACGGCAUCUCAAUUUAUCCUUCACGAAGAUUAUGAUGAAGAUCUAACAGCGAACGAUAUUGGAUUAAUCAAGCUUGACAAACCUUUGACUCUGGGCGGAAAUGUAGCUGCUAUCAACUUGGCUUCUGACGAACUUCAAGCCGAUUUUGAUAUUACGGUCAGCGGUUGGGGUCUAACCAGCGAUGAUUCACUUUUCAUAAGCCAAUAUUUGAAUUUCGUUGAGUUGGUUACUAUUACGAACGAAGAAUGUGAAGAGACUUACGGAAAAGGAACAAUUCGACCUGAAAUGAUUUGCGCUAAUUCUCCUGUUUCUGAAGUUAAAAGCACUUGCAGUGGUGACAGCGGUGGUCCAGUGGUUGUCAAUGCAGAUUCAGAUCCAGUUCAUGUGGCUAUAGUCAGUUUUGGUAGCGAUGCAGGAUGCGAAAGCGGUAGUCCUUCUGGGUAUACCAGGACAGCGUAUUACAGAGACUGGAUCAAAACGAAUACUGGAGUUUAAAAUUAAAAAUGUUCUAAAAGAUUUGCUAUUCUCUGA
Molecule: messenger RNA, 821 nt
Organism: Zophobas morio
Lineage: Eukaryota; Metazoa; Arthropoda; Insecta; Coleoptera; Tenebrionidae
Product: chymotrypsin BI-like
Exons: 6
Coding region: 66-785 (239 amino acids)
Biological process (GO): proteolysis
Molecular function (GO): serine-type endopeptidase activity
Source: RefSeq, a predicted model, not a curated record